UCGCUCUCUCUCUCUCUCUCUCGCUCUCUCUCUCUCUUAUAUCUUCCUCUCUCUCACUCUCUCACCGUCUUACCCUCACUCUCUGUCCCUAGCAACCUCUUUUACUUAGCUCCUUUAAUAUGCUCAACAAUACCAUUAUUCCCUCUUCAAUUCAGUUCCCUCCCUUUUACGACUCUGUCCCUUUCCAAAUCUUUUCCAUGUAAAAAUACCUCCUUCUAAAGCAAACCCAACUCCACUCUUUCCAAUCUAUCAUUCAUUCCAUUAAAAUUAUUAUUAGCAAUUUCAACUUUUUUAUAUACAUAUGGAUUUGUUAAUGCUUAGUUUUGGAGUCAAAUGGAGCACUUGUUGACGAGAUUAAGCUCUCCAGCUACUGUUUGCUUUUGGUAGUUUAAGAACAAAGUUCUCAACUUUUGGAAGGAGAGAGAAAUUACAAAAGUCUUUGUGUUGUGUGCUGAGGAAUUUGUUUUAUUCUAUAAAUUCAAUCCUAAGUUAUAGCUAUUUCAGUUCAAGAACCAAUCGAACCAAAAAGCUUUAAAUUAAACUAACCCAACAGGCAACAGUUUGAUGUGCAAUGGCUCCGAAAACAGGAAAGGCGAAACCACAUAAAGCCAAGGCAGAGAAGAAGAAAAAGGAAGAGAAAGUUUUGCCAAAUGUAAUUGAGAUUCCCAUUGAAACACCGGAAGACACACAUGUGACCCUCAAGGGAAUCUCUACGGACAAGAUCUUAGAUGUGAGAAAACUUUUAUGUGUCCAUGUCGAAACAUGUCACUUAACCAACUUCUCCUUAUCACACGAGGUGCGAGGACCACGUCUGAAAGACUCAGUAGACAUCCUCUCGCUCAAACCCUGCCAUCUCACCAUCGUUGAAGAGGAAUACACGGAAGAGUUAGCAAUCGCUCACAUCCGGAGACUCCUGGACAUAGUGGCCUGCACCACCUUCUUCGGCUCUCCUUCGUCGUCUUCGCCCAAACCUGCGCCUCGACCCCAGCCCAAAGAGCCUGGACCGGCUGACGGUGAAGCUUCAGACAAUGCCGGAGACCACCCCACUCCCAAGCCGGCCGACAAGAAACCGGGUCCAGGACUCCACGUGGCACCCGAUGCCAACGACAAAGCUGACGUGUCGAUGUGCCCGCCGCCGAGGCUCGGAGAGUUCUACGACUUCUUCUCCUUCUCGCAUCUCACUCCGCCUCUCCACUAUAUUCGGAGAUCCACUCGUCCUUUCCUUGAAGAUAAAACAGAAGAUGAUUUCUUUCAAAUUGAUGUUCGAGUUUGCAGCGGGAAGCCAACGACAAUUGUUGCUUCCAGAAAUGGUUUCUACCCUGCUGGGAAACGCCUUCUUCUCAGUCACUCUUUGGUUGUUCUGCUGCAGCAGAUAAGCAGGGCUUUCGAUGCUGCAUACAAAGGCCUUAUGAAAGGUUUCACAGAGCACAAUAAAUUUGGCAAUCUUCCUUAUGGUUUUCGGGCAAACACAUGGGUUGUCCCUCCAGUUGUUGCUGAUAAUCCAUCUGUUUUCCCAUCACUUCCCAUUGAAGACGAUAAGUGGGGAGGCAAUGGGGGUGGGCAGGGAAGAGAUGGAAAACAUGAUUGCAGGCAGUGGGCAAAGGAAUUUGCCAUACUGGCAGCGAUGCCUUGUAAGACAGCAGAAGAGAGGCAGAUUCGAGAUAGGAAAGCCUUUCUGCUUCACAGUUUAUUUGUCGACGUUUCAGUUCUUAAAGCUGUUGCAGCAAUUAAGCAUCUCAUGGACAGUAAUCAAUGCUCUUUAAAUGAUCCCGCCAUUUCAAUCUUGCAUGAGGAAAGAGUUGGGGAUCUAAUUAUUAAGCUGACAAGAGAUGUGCCUGAUGCGAGUACAAAGUUGGAUUGCAAAAAUGAUGGGAGUCAGGUUCUGGGAUUGUCACAGGAAAAGCUUGCUCAGAGAAAUUUACUAAAAGGCAUAACUGCUGAUGAGAGCGCUACUGUUCAUGAUACUUCUACUUUAAGUGUAGUGGUAGUUAGACAUUGUGGAUACACAGCUGUUGUGAAAGUUUCAGACGAAGUGAAUUGGGAGGGGAAUCCCAUUCCACAAGACAUUGACAUUGAGGACCAGCCUGACGGAGGUGCCAAUGCCUUGAAUGUCAACAGCUUGAGAAUGCUAUUACACAAGCCAUCUAUGCCUCAAUCACCUAGUACGGGCCAACGAUUUCAGAGUUCAGAUAUUGAAAAUUUACGUGCUUCUAGGUCUUUGGUAAGGAAAAUAUUAGAAGGAAGUUUGCUGAAGUUGCAGGAAGAACCCACUAAACAGACUAGGUCUAUCAGAUGGGAGCUUGGAGCUUGUUGGGUGCAACAUUUACAAAACCAGGCUUCAGGGAAAACCGAGUCUAAGAAACCGGAAGAAGCUAAGUCUGAGCCUGCUGUAAAGGGCCUUGGGAAGCAAGGUGGACUGCUGAAGGAUAUAAAGAGAAAAACGGAUGUCAGAAGCAGCAAAACUGAAUUGGGGAAGGAAGUCUCUAUGAGUAACAACCCUGACAUAAACAAGAAAUCAGAUUACAUUAGUCAGAAGGAAUUGGAGAAACAAGAUGAGGAGAAGGAAAUGAUGUGGAAAAAGCUGCUUCCUGAACCAGCAUAUUUGCGCCUUAAAGAAUCAGAGACUGGUCUUCACCAUAAGUUGCCCGAUGAGCUGAUUGAAAUGGCUCAUAAAUACUAUGCUGAUACAGCUCUUCCAAAGCUGGUGGCAGAUUUUGGUUCCCUUGAACUUUCACCGGUUGAUGGAAGGACAUUGACAGAUUUUAUGCAUACCAGGGGUUUGCAGAUGUGUUCCUUAGGGCGCGUGGUUGAACUUGCAGAUAAGCUUCCUCAUGUUCAAUCACUCUGUAUACAUGAGAUGGUUGUUCGAGCCUACAAGCACAUAUUGCAGGCUGCUGUAGUAGCAGUUGAUAAUGGUGCUGACUUGGCUGCAUCAAUAGCAUCAUGUUUGAAUUUAUUGUUAGGAACACCAUCACCUGAAGACCUUGAUGCGGAUGUUACUAAUGAUGAUAAUAUAAAAUGGAAGUGGGUGGAAACAUUCCUUUUGAAAAGGUUUUCUUGGCAUUGGAAAUAUGAAAGCUCCCAGGAUCUGAGAAAGUUUGCCAUUCUUCGUGGGCUGUGCCAUAAGGUUGGACUUGAGCUUGUUCCUAGGGACUAUGAUAUGGACAGUACAUCACCUUUUAGGAAAUCAGAUAUUAUCAGCAUGGUCCCUGUCUAUAAGCAUGUUGCAUGUUCAUCUGCUGAUGGGCGUACAUUGUUGGAAUCAUCCAAGACUUCCCUGGAUAAAGGUAAAUUGGAGGACGCUGUUAAUUAUGGCACUAAGGCACUCUCGAAACUUGUGUCUGUCUGCGGUCCUUAUCAUCGAAUGACAGCUGGAGCAUAUAGUCUUCUGGCUGUGGUUCUCUACCAUACAGGGGAUUUUAAUCAGGCAACCAUUUAUCAACAAAAAGCAUUGGAUAUUAAUGAGAGAGAGCUCGGACUUGAUCACCCUGAUACCAUGAAAAGCUAUGGAGAUCUUGCUGUUUUCUACUAUCGGCUUCAGCAUACAGAGUUGGCCUUGAAGUACGUCAAUCGUGCUCUGUACCUCUUGCACUUGACAUGUGGGCCUUCUCAUCCGAAUACUGCUGCCACCUAUAUCAAUGUAGCAAUGAUGGAAGAAGGUUUGGGGAAUGUCCAUGUUGCUCUUAGGUAUCUCCAUGAGGCCUUGAAAUGUAACCAAAGAUUACUUGGGGCUGAUCAUAUACAGACUGCUGCCAGUUAUCAUGCAAUAGCAAUUGCUCUCUCUUUGAUGGAGGCAUACUCCUUAAGUGUUCAGCAUGAACAAACUACCCUACAGAUACUGCAGGCCAAACUUGGAUCUGAGGAUCUACGAACACAGGAUGCGGCUGCAUGGCUCGAGUACUUUGAGUCUAAGGCUCUAGAGCAGCAAGAAGCUGCACGCCAUGGUACCCCAAAACCAGAUGCCUCAAUCUCCAGCAAAGGUCAUUUAAGUGUAUCGGACCUUCUGGAUUAUAUAACCCCAGAUGCAGAUAUGAGAGCAAGAGAUGCCCAAAGGAAAGCUCGUGCCAAGGUUAAAGGCAAACUGGACCAGAAUGGGGAAACAGUAUCAGAUGAAUAUCAAAAGGAUGAAAUUUUGUCGCCUAGUCAUCCCUCUGCAGAAAAUGCAAGUGAUAAAGAAAACAAAUCUGAAGCUCAGUUUGCAGAACCUAGAGAUGACAAACCUGAUUCAAGCGUUUCUGAUCAAUUGAUACUAAAUAAAAAUGAUGAUGUGGCACAAGAUGACACAUCUGAUGAAGGAUGGCAAGAAGCUGUUCCAAAAGGUCGCUCACCUACAGCUCGCAAAUCUAGUUCAAAGAGGCCAAGCCUAGCAAAACUAAAUACAAACUUUAUGAAUUUACCCCCUUCAUCGAGAUACCGUGGAAAGUCCACUAAUUUCACAUCCCCAAGGGCGACCCAAAAUGAGCCUGUUGCUUCAACUGGACCUGCUCCUCCUGUUAUGAAAAAGUUUGUUAAGAGUGCAAGCUUCAGCCCUAAGUUAAAUAAUUCUAGCACCUCAAUGGCUGUUGCAGAGAAAAUCGCUAACCCAAAGUCAGCCCCUGCUACCCCAGCUUCCACUAAUCAAGCUGCUAAGGCUGCUCAUGUGGCAAGUUCAAUCAGUGUUCAGGCAGCUGGAAAACUUUUCUCCUACAAAGAAGUUGCUUUGGCUCCACCUGGAACAAUUGUGAAGGCAGUGGUGGAACAGUUGCCAAAAGGAAAUGUUCCCAAGGAACAGAAUCCACAGGUUAGCCAGGAGGCAGCUGUGACAGAGGUCACUCGUGGUGAAGUGACGAAAGUAAAGGAUGUGGAGGAAGAAACAGUUAAAAACCCCAAAGGAGAGAAACAACUCCAGGUUUCUAAGGAGGAAUCAAAAAGCACCAUCAAUGAAGAAGAAAAGCAAGAAACAAAAGUCAAGGACUCUUUGGCUACAAAACCCCUCAAGGUUGUAAAGAGUGGUUCUCGAGAUAUGGUAGUGAAAGGUGAUAAGGUAGAAUUAAAGAGUGAUGCUGUUAAAGACAAUGAAGCAGAAACAGGGAAUGUUGUAGUUCUUAAAGUUGAGAAUCCUGAUACCUUGGUGGAUUCAAACACUAGUUCUUUGAGAAGUGAAGUGUUGGAAACAGUUGUGCAAGAUGGUUGCCAAGCAACUUCCACUGAUUCAGGAUCUGCUUUAAUUGAAAAGACUACUGUUUUGCCUGAUAAAGAUGCCUCCAUUUCUAAAGAAAGGGUGGCAGAGGGAGAUGAAAAUCAGCAUGAUUUAUCUGAUGGUGGCUUAAGUGUUAAGCCAAUGCCAACUGAAGGAGAAAAACAAGAUGAAGCAGAAACUGGAAAGGAGACAGCCAAGAAACUAUCUGCUGCUGCACCUCCAUUUAAUCCAUCCACAAUUCCUGUCUUUGGCUCAGUUCCAGUUCCAGGCUUUAAAGAUCAUGGAGGAAUUCUGCCCCCACCAAUUAAUAUUCCCCCAAUAAUUCCAGUCAAUCCUGUCCGUAGAUCACCCCAUCAGUCAGCAACAGCAAGGGUUCCAUAUGGUCCACGGCUAUCUGGUGGCUAUAACAGAUCCGGAAAUCGGGUUCCACGUAAUAAAGCUAGCUUCCACAAUGGUGAAAACACUGGAGAUGGGAAUCAAUUUAGCCCUCCUACAAUGAUGAACCCACAUGCAGCUGAGUUUGUACCUGGCCAUCCUUGGCUUCCCAAUGGCUAUCCUGUAUCUCCAAAUGGUUAUUUGGCUUCUCCAAAUGGUAUUCCAGUUUCACCAAAUGGUUUUCCCAUAUCCCCAAAUGGUGUUCUGGUGUCACCAAAUGGAUAUCCAGCAUCACUGAAUGGUAUUCCAGUGACUCAAAAUGGGCUUCCAGCAUCUCCAGUCAAUCCUUUAGAAUCACCAACAGUUUUAAAUGUUGACACCACUGUUGAAAACAAAAAUGAAGCUGCAGUGGAGGUGAGUACUGAUGAGUCCUCUACAGAUGUUGCACAUGAAAAGCAGCCGAUUGAGCAGAAAGUGCAAGAAGAUGAAGCUGCAGACAAUGAGAAUAGUCAUCCUGAAAUUGAAGAGAAAACUACAGAUACAGCCCCAGUGGCUGGUGACACUGUCGUGGCAACAGAAACUUGCAGUAUUGCAGUGAUUGAGGAAAAACAAACCAAAUGUUGGGGAGAUUACAGUGACAGUGAAUCUGAGGUUGUUGAGGUUACGAGUUGAAGAAGGAUCUUGAAUUCCUUUUUGGACAACUAAUUUGUUCACAGCUCAGUGCUGUAUUUCUGUGAGACAACAGAAGUGUAAGGUCCAGUGAAUUACAGAAGGCCAGAUAAUGACUGCGGAAGUUCAUUUUCUGCUAAUCUAUGGCAUAAUUGAUUGCAAGCCCAGGUAUUGUGAAUACACUCGUACAGUUUGAAUUUGCAGUGAUGAGGAAGGAGAAUAUUAAAUUUUGAGUCGAGUUAAUAAGCGGGUAAGCCAAAGAAACACAACUACCGCGGAAGCACCUACUGAGUAGUUAGUCAACGGCUUAAAUCUCCUUAUAUUUGUUCAUUUUCAGCCUUUUCUUUUCUUUUUCUUUUUUUCCCUGCUGUAAUUUUUGUUAGUUGCCUUAUGAAAACAGAAAUAAACUUUGGACUAUUUAUGCUUCCCAGGACAUACUCUUAGGACUGAUGACUGCAUGGACAAUCUACAACAAUAAACUUCAGUUUUCUUGCC
Messenger RNA from Quercus lobata, 6718 nucleotides. RefSeq names its product Tetratricopeptide repeat (TPR)-like superfamily protein. The record is from RefSeq and is a predicted model, not a curated record. NCBI's taxonomy places the organism in Eukaryota, Viridiplantae, Streptophyta, Magnoliopsida, Fagales, Fagaceae. Gene Ontology annotation, cellular component: cytoplasm. Gene Ontology annotation, molecular function: protein binding. The coding region runs from base 572 to 6226 and encodes 1884 amino acids. The transcript is spliced from 23 exons. Gene Ontology annotation, biological process: organelle organization.